AUGACAAAAGGAAGCAACGUCAGCCUGAUGGAGCUACGCUGUGUCAUUGCCGUCAUCCGACAUGGAGACAGAACGCCCAAACAGAAGAUGAAGAUGGAAGUUCGCAACCCAAUGUUCUUUGAUCUUUUUGAAAAAUAUGGAGGCUACAAAACAGGGAAAUUAAAGCUGAAGAAGCCAAAGCAACUGCAGGAGGUGCUGGACAUCACACGGCAGUUGUUAGCAGAACUAGGACAGGACAAUGACUGCGAGAUAGAAGAGAAGAAGUCUAAACUGGAGCAGCUGAAGACUGUUCUGGAAAUGUACGGCCACUUCUCAGGUAUCAACAGGAAAGUGCAACUAACUUACUUGCCCCAUGGGCAGCCCAAAACCUCAAGUGAGGAAGAAGAUACGCGUAAGGAGGGUGCAUCUCUGCUGCUGGUGCUGAAGUGGGGGGGAGAGCUGACUCCUGCUGGCAGAGUCCAGGCUGAGGAGCUGGGCAGGGCCUUCCGCUGUAUGUACCCCGGGGGUCAAGGAGACUAUGCUGGAUUCCCAGGCUGUGGGUUACUGCGGUUACACAGCACCUACAGACACGACCUGAAGAUAUACGCGUCCGAUGAAGGCCGGGUGCAGAUGACGGCCGCUGCUUUUGCAAAGGGUCUGCUGGCGCUGGAGGGGGAGCUGACACCCAUCCUGGUACAGAUGGUGAAGAGCGCCAACAUGAACGGGCUGCUAGACAACGACAGUGACUCGCUGAGCAGCUGCCAGCACCGCGUCAAGGCCCGACUGCACGACAUCCUGCAGAAGGACAGGGACUUCAACGAGGAGGACUUCGACAGGCUGGCCCCAACCUGUACUUCUUCUGUGGUGAAUUCAAUGAAGAUUGUGGAGAACCCUGUGGCCACAUGUGACCAGGUCUACGCCCUCAUUCAGAGUCUCACCUCGCAGAUCCGCAAAAGGAUGGAGGACCCCAAGUCAGCUGACCUGCAGCUGUACCACAGUGAGACUCUGGAGCUGAUGCUGCAGCGCUGGUCCAAACUCGAGAGAGAUUUCCGCAUGAAGAACGGCCGCUACGACAUCAGUAAAAUCCCAGACAUCUACGACUGUGUGAAGUACGACGUUAUCCACAACGCCACUCUGGGCCUGGAGGACACACUGGAGCUGUUCAGACUGUCUCGAGCUUUGGCCGACAUCGUCAUCCCACAGGAAUAUGGCAUAAAUAGAGUGGAGAAGUUGGACAUAGCAUACACCCACUGCCUCCCACUGGUCAGAAAGAUCCAGCUCGACCUGCAGAGGACCCACGAGGACGAGUCUGUCAACAAGCUGCACCCUCUGUACUCUCGAGGGGUGAUGUCUCCUGGGCGCCAUGUCAGGACACGUUUGUAUUUCACCAGUGAGAGUCACGUCCACUCCCUGCUCAGCAUUUUCCGCUACGGUGGCUUGCUCGACGAGGAGAACGACCAGCAGUGGAAGCGUGCCAUGGAUUACCUCAGCGCCGUCUCUGAACUCAACUACAUGACUCAGAUUGUCAUCAUGCUGUAUGAGGACAACAAUAAGGAUCUGGCCUCUGAGGAACGCUUCCAUGUGGAGCUUCACUUCAGCCCCGGUGUGAAAGGCGUGGAGGAGGAGGAGAACGCACCGACCGGCUUCGGCUUCAGGCCCGCUUCUGCAGAGGUAGCCCGGCAGAACGGGCAGAAGCAGACGGAUCCCGGCAGCCUGGAGGACCUCUCGCGAGAUGAGACUGACCGCGCCGUGCCGCUGUCUGAGCCAAUCACCAUUCAGAGGAAGUCCCCACUCAUACGCAAUCAUAAGACAGGAUCCAUGGAGGUUCUGUCAGAGACAUCUUCCUCCAAAGUAGGCAGUUAUCGCCUCUUCUCGUUAUGCUCACGUCAAUCCCCCGAGAUGAAGCAAAGUGGAUUAGGCUCUCAGUGCGCCGGGCUCUUCAGCACCACUGUCCUAGGUGGGUCCUCUAGCGCCCCUAACCUGCAGGACUACGCACGCGCACAUCGCAAAAAAUUCUCCUCCGGCAGUCUGUCCUACAAAGACGAGUUGUUGUCAAUGCCGGCAGUAAAACGAUUUUCUGUGUCGUUUGCAAAGUUUCCGACUAAUGGAACUAAAGAUGACACAUCGGCCGUAGCAGUGGCUCCACCUGUCUGGUGCACUGCAACAGGUACGACGGCCCCCCGCCCUCUGAUGCAGUUUUGUGUUGGCACCAAAUGUCCAGCUGCAGCUUUGUGUCGAAGCACAAUAAGAUGACGACAGUCCUACAACCCUAGAUUUAGCUGCACAUGUUAAAGCUGCUGCGCUGUUUGUUUGGGGAGGCGGCUACGUUUUAUUUUGGGCUACAUCGCUUCCUGUAAAUGUAUUGUGUUGCUUCUUUGUGGGUUCUCAUGGAUUGGUUUGUAUGAAAAUUAAUUGGAGAGACGGCAGAGGAGCAACUUGUUUUAAUUUCAAUCGUGUCGUCAAAAGCUUUGCUUAAUUUGCUGGAUUUUUGUAGCUGAGGUGAUUUGCUGCUUCUCCUGAUCUUUGGCUGUUUGGCUGCCUCUUCUGUGUACAGCACACACCAGAGGUGUGGACUCGAGUCACAUGAUUUGGACUCGAGUCAGACUCGAGUCGUCAAUUUGAUGACUU
This is a messenger RNA of Notothenia coriiceps (black rockcod), 2607 nucleotides long. RefSeq names its product inositol hexakisphosphate and diphosphoinositol-pentakisphosphate kinase 1-like. Gene Ontology annotation, biological process: inositol phosphate biosynthetic process; inositol metabolic process. Gene Ontology annotation, molecular function: 5-diphosphoinositol pentakisphosphate 1-kinase activity; inositol hexakisphosphate kinase activity. NCBI's taxonomy places the organism in Eukaryota, Metazoa, Chordata, Actinopteri, Perciformes, Nototheniidae. Bases 1 to 2232 code for a protein of 743 amino acids. Gene Ontology annotation, cellular component: cytosol. The record is from RefSeq and is a predicted model, not a curated record. The transcript is spliced from 19 exons.